AUGCUGCGCACCGUCAUCACGACUGAUAUGGAGCAGGACGACCUCGCCUCGCUCAUCCGGUACCUACUCUACACCAAUGAACUCGAUACACAGGGCAUCAUCUACAGCUCCAGCCGCUUUCACUGGGCCGGUGACGGCAAUGGCACGAAGUUCUUCUUGCCCGACCGCGAGUAUACCUCCCCACAGUGGACAUGGCGCUGGACGGGGACGCGGACUAUCCAAGAUAAAGUCGUCCCAGCAUAUGCAGAAAUCUUCCCAAAUCUGCUGAACCAUGAUCCAUUCUACCCGACACCUGACGAGCUGUUGUCCAAAGUCAAGAUCGGCAAUAUCGAGUUCGAGGGCGAAAUGGAUCAUGACUCGGAUGGUUCUAAUCUCAUCCGUGCGCUACUGCUCAACGAAGAUCCACGACCGCUCUACUUGCAAGCAUGGGGUGGCACCAACACCAUCGCCCGUGCGUUGAAGUCAAUCGAGGAGCAGUACUCGGGCUCUCAGCAGUGGACGCAGACCAAGGACAUCGUCUCCCGGAGAGCUGUCAUCAUGGCGAGCGGGUUUCAGGACGAAACAUAUGCGAACUACAUCUCCGUUAACUGGCCACAGAUCCGCGUGGAGCAGUUGGGGGCCGGAUACAGUACGUGGGGCUACAACUGUAAUAAGGGCCAGGGCAACGUCCGUGGCUUACCAGACGCCCGCAUAUACUUUACCGGUGACUGGACUCAGGCGAACAUCGAAACAGGACCAUACGGGAGGCUCUACCGUUCCUGGCUCGACGGCCAGUCCAUGCCAGGGGACCCGAUGGACACUUUCGGGGAUCGAAAUACGGCGAACUUGUCAAGUUUUUGUAAGCCAUUGGGUCCGUAUGCCUUCCUGUCCGAGGGUGACAACGUGGCCUUUAACCCCUUACUUACAACCGGCAUUCAUGACCCGGCCAACCCAAGUCUCGGUGGUUGGGGCGGCCGAGCCAAGCAGAACAGCACCUCCCCGAACUUGUGGGAGUUGGUUGAAAGCGAGAAGAAUAGGACCGGGGCGGAGCUGAAUAGCUACACAACGGACCGCUGGGCUGCGGCCGUGCAGAACGACUUUGCGGCUCGUAUGCAGUGGACGCUGACACCGAAAUAUCAAGAGGCCAACCACGCACCCUCGGUGCAGAUCCUGAACGGAACCACCGUCCAAGCACAUCCUGGGGCCACUGUAACGCUGGCUGGUGCGGUUAGCGAUCCAGACGGCAGCACCGUCACCACCUCCUGGUGGCAGUACUUCGAAGAAGGCACAUACCCGGGCAGUGUGACUGUGACUGAGUCCGGUAACCAUCGGGCGGAUGUAACGAUCCCAGAUGAUGCCCAAACUGGCCAAAAUAUUUCGAUCAUUCUGCAAGGCACGGAUGAUGGGACAUUCCCACUGACCCGCUAUGGCCGCAUUUUUAUUCAUGUCAUAUAACCGAGUGAACUUGCAGUGGUAUGUCGCUACAAACUCUGGUAUUGAUCAAAGAAGAUAGGAAAGCUGCAGGCCUUUCUGUGUAUAUUCACGUGCGCAGCAAUAAUUGCUGAAGCAAUAAUUGCUGAGUACACUACAAUAAUUACCACUAUCCUUCACUGAUUCUCAGGUCUCAUUAGCACUAUCCCUUGGUAGCUGCAUCAGCACAGAAUGUACAUAUAUAACUACUCGCGGAGGUCGAUCUGCUUCCCGGCAAAAUACCGAUAUCUUCUCGCGCCCAGAACCCGAAGUUUCUUCCCGUACAUCAUAAGCAAAGCAUUGCCAAGAAGUAUGACGGUUAAAAUCACACUGAAUGUAAUGUAAAAGCCCGUCAAACCGGAGCUAGCAAUCCAGGGAGCCAAAGCAAAGACAAAGAUGGUCGAGAUGAGGUUGCGGAC
Aspergillus pseudonomiae is the source of this 1868-nucleotide messenger RNA. RefSeq lists its product as uncharacterized. The record is from RefSeq and is a predicted model, not a curated record. The transcript has a single exon. Gene Ontology annotation, molecular function: hydrolase activity, hydrolyzing N-glycosyl compounds. Bases 1 to 1434 code for a protein of 477 amino acids. Lineage: Eukaryota; Fungi; Ascomycota; Eurotiomycetes; Eurotiales; Aspergillaceae.